Messenger RNA from Sipha flava (yellow sugarcane aphid), 572 nucleotides. Its product is annotated as sex-regulated protein janus-A-like. The record is from RefSeq and is a predicted model, not a curated record. Gene Ontology annotation, molecular function: protein histidine phosphatase activity. The coding region runs from base 59 to 484 and encodes 141 amino acids. Gene Ontology annotation, cellular component: cytosol. NCBI's taxonomy places the organism in Eukaryota, Metazoa, Arthropoda, Insecta, Hemiptera, Aphididae. Gene Ontology annotation, biological process: peptidyl-histidine dephosphorylation. The transcript is spliced from 4 exons.
UUGAUAAAUGUUAUCAGGUUUUUGAUUUACCGGUAAGUGUUUCUACUUCGCGAAGUUAAUGUUUUUUUUAAAAAAACUGCCAACAUUUUCUACGAUACAACCUGCCAAGUCAAUACGCACUAUGUCAUCAUCAGUAUUACAGAAGAUUCCCAAUGUGGGUAUUGAUAAUAGAGGCCGUUACAAGUAUAUUUUGAUUAAGGUGGUGGAUCAAAAUGACUCUUCUAACCAAUUUAAAUAUGUUGUACGUGGAGGUCGAGCUUUCGAAUAUCAUGCCGACAUUUACGAUAACUUCAAGAAAUGCGUUAAACCCGAUGAUCUGAAUGUCACGACCAACAUUUUGGGAGGUGGUUGGUUGGAACACGGACAAAACUCCAUAAUCGUCGAAGGCGCAUCAGUCCAAUAUGGACCGGCCGAUCAUUCGAUUUCGGCAAGUGUUUUGGAAAAAGCUUACCCGAACUACAAAAUUACACACAACGACGAAUGAAAAUAAUGACAAGACAGCAAUGAUGUAAUAUUAAUAAUAUGUUUGUCAUAAUUAAAUUUAAUGGUUUGAAUAUAAGCUUACUUACUUU